GGGGGAACUUGCCAUCGCAGGAAAGCAGCGGGCGCGGAGCGCUCUCCCUCUGGCUAGCGGAGGAGCUGCGCAUGCGCUAGGGACUUUGGGGCGGAGCGGACACAGAGAGCGAGAGAGAGAUGGGUCUGUGCGUGCGCGCCGGGACCUGAAAUUCCGGGGAGGACGCGUGCUCGGACUGCGGUUGCGCGCCGGGCCUGCGCACGAGCGGGGGGCUUGACGGCGCACGCGUAGGAGGGGCUCGCGCGGGGCGGGAGGAGGAGGAGUCUUCGGAGCCUCGAGCUCAGUGUGAGGCGGGAGGCGGACGAGGAAGGAGCUCCCGGCCCUUUAACCCUUAAACCGCCGCUGGUGCCUCUUCCGCCUCCGCCGCCGCGAACCCAUGCAAGGCAUGAUCGAGAUGGCGGCGGACAAGGAGACAUUCUUAGUCCCGGCCCCGCCGCCGCCCCUCCUCAAACCCCCGCCCAGAGGAGGAGGGGGCGGGGCUGGCGGGGGGGACGUCCCCCUGGUGCAGCUGCGUCAGGGGGCCGCCCCGGCGGAGCAACCCCAGGAAGACGCCCAGGCCCAGCCAGCGGCGGCAGCAGCAGGAGGCCCUAGGGAGGACACGGCCUCCCCACUUCGCCCCUCCGCCAGGCUGAACCAGGGGGCCGCCCCAGCCCACGACUCCCUCCCGCCUCAGCCCCCCGUCCAGCGCAGACCCCCGCCCAAGGGAGGGGGUUCCUCCGCAGCAGCAGCGGUCGAGGAAGGGGAGGACAGCGUGUCCGAGCUGCAGCGGCCCCGUAACGGCUUCCAGCCGCCGCCGCCGCCGCCCCACCACCAGCCGAGGGCCCCCGGCGGGGGAAAGAGGCGCAGCAGCUGCAACGCGGGCGGAGGGUUCAAGCACCCGGCCUUCAAGCGCCGGCGGCGCAUCAACUCCGAGAGCGACCCGGUGCUGCCCUCGGAGUUCCUGCUGGGGGGCAACAUCUUCGACCCGCUGAACCUCAACAGCCUGCUGGACGAGGACGUCAACCAGGCCGUCAACGCCGAGACCCCCAAGUCGUCUCCGCUGCCCGCCAAGGGCCGAGACCCCGUGGAGAUCCUCAUCCCCAAGGACAUCACCGACCCGCUGAGCCUCAACAACGCCCAGGAGGACCAUCCGGUGUUGGCAGCCCCCGUCAAGCCCGGGCGGAAGCGUCACCGCCACCGGGGGGCACAGAGGGGGACAGCAGGACUGGAAGGAGGCGGAGGUGGCACUGGCGGAGGCAAACCCCCGCUGCCCGCCUCGUGCAAAGGGUGCCAGAAGACGUGCAACGGGGCCACCCCGCAGCCCUACGAACUCAACACGGCCAUCAACUGCCGGGACGAGGUGGUGUCUCCCCUGCUGCCUGCCACCGGGGAAGCUCAGCCUGGGCAGCAGGCCUCCGGGUGCGCCACGCCGUCAGGCACUUCUGUGGCCUCCUGGACAGCCGGGGGCAGCAGCAGCCGCCACCACCACCACCGCAAGAGGCGCAGGACUAGUAGCAAGUCAGAGGGAGGAGGAGGAGGAGGAGGCCGGCAUUCAGGGGCCUCUACGUCCAGCGAGCAGCCCUGCCGAAGCAGCCCGGACAGGGGGCACAGCGUGCCAAGGGGCCGCCACCCUCAGGCUGCUUCUGGCCAGCCGGUCCGGCAGCAGCCACCGCGCCACAAAUUCCAGUACGGCAACUACUGCAAGUACUACGGCUAUCGCAACCCCAACUGCGAGGACUUGCGCCUGCGGGUGAUGAAGCCCGAGUGGUUCCAGGGGAAGGAGGUGCUGGAUGUGGGCUGCAACGUGGGGCACCUCACCUUGAGCGUGGCCAAGAAGUGGGGUCCCGCCAGAAUAGUAGGGGUGGACAUUGACGGGGCCCUCAUCCACUCGGCCCGCCAGAACAUCCGGCACUACCUUUCGGAGGAGAUGCGCGAGGAGCAGCAGCGUGGCCAGGAUGGCGGCGGCAGCAGCGAAGGGGCCAGCCGUGCCAAGAAAACCUUCCCAGCCUCCCUCAUGGCCAGCCGGGGGCCGAUCGCUGCACCAAGGGUACCCCAGGAUGGGGUGGACGCCACGGUCUUCCCCAACAACGUGUUUUUCGUCCAGGGCAACUACGUGCUGGAGCAGGACGAGCUGCUGGAGGCCCAGAAGCCUGAGUACGAUGUGAUCCUGUGCCUCAGCCUCACCAAGUGGGUGCACCUCAACUGGGGCGACGAGGGCCUCAAGCGCCUCUUCAAGCGGUUCUACCGCCACCUGCACCCGGGCGGUAUCCUGAUCCUUGAACCCCAGGCCUGGUCCUCCUACGGCAAGAGGAAGAACCUGACGGAAACAAUGUGCAGGCAUUACUACCGGAUCCAGCUGAAACCAGACCAGUUCCCUUCUUACCUGACUUCCCCGGAAGUGGGCUUCUGCAGCUACGAAUUGGUGGCCACACCCAGGAGCACAUCAAAAGGAUUCCAGCGACCCAUCUAUCUCUUCCACAAGGCCGGUCCUGGGGCCCACUGAGGGUGUCUCUGCCGCCGAUGCCUCGCCCCUCCAAUCAGCCACUUGCUGGGGCAGGGGGGGGCCAACGGAUGAAUGUUGGACACUUUGCUGGCAGGAGGGGAGAGCCUCUCCUCCCAGCCAGGACGGAGCAAGCCAGACUUAAGACUCCUGCAGCCUUUUGUGGGCUCGGGAAAGCCGUGUCGCUUGCCCUCAACCACCAGAGGGCUCCAGAGACUGCAGUGGGGCAGCGGAGAUUCGCCCUGGAGCAGGACCUUGACUACUGUUAUGGGGUGGGGGUGGGGGGGCUGAGAAGGGGGUGCACUCCAGGAGGGUGGCGUUUGCACCGAGGUGUCGUUUUUCUUUUUCCGGUUUCCCUUUGAGGUUGUGGACCGUCACUCAAGCCAGCAGCAUGGCCAACAGUUUGGCAACAUCUGGAGGGGAAGAGACAGGGUAGGCAGCUGGGAGACUGGAUGGCUGGGAGUUUACAGUAUAGUAGCAGCAGUUAUUUCUCUGACGGGUUUCCCCUUUUGCCAUUGUCAGUGCCUGUUAAAAGAGGCUCAGCAGGCACCUUCCGGCUGUUCCUGCGCUACAACUCCCACCAGCCUGUUCUGAAACCUCGGCCAGGGAGAGAAAAGAAUUCUAAAGUUGGCGGAGAAAGGAGGAGCUGCGUCUGCGGCACUGAUUGUCCCUUGAUAGCUUCAGGUUGGUUUGGUUGGAAGAAGAGAGGGUGACCCAGCCUCCACCACCCUCCUGCAAAAGGGUUCUCAGAGUCUCUUAACAUCCUGUAUUGGGGAGCAGGGGGGGGGGCCUCCCCUGCCGUGGCCAGCAGUAGACGCGAGAGGCCUCCCCUCUCCCUACUCGAGUCCCUGGGGCAACGUCUUCACCGCAAGGAGGAUUUUGCCCCCACAUGGACACAGCUAGCAGGAAGACACAUGCCUAUAUUGCGGCUGGGGUGCCUUGCUUGUCAAGGUAGGAGGAGGAAGACAUGACCAGCCUCGAAUGCCAGCUUCCCGUACCCUGCCCAUGUUCGUCAAGUGGGAGACGGCUUUUUAAAAAAACACCAUCUUGUUUCCCACAAAGAAAACGCCACCUUUCUGGGGAGGAUCUGAAGGGGACCCCUUCUCUGGAGUUCUUUCUUUAAAAAAAAAGUUGAUUCUAUAUAUAAAUAAAAGCCUACAGAUUAUUACCACUC
Molecule: messenger RNA, 3653 nt
Organism: Zootoca vivipara (common lizard)
Lineage: Eukaryota; Metazoa; Chordata; Lepidosauria; Squamata; Lacertidae
Gene: MEPCE
Product: methylphosphate capping enzyme
Biological process (GO): snRNA modification
Molecular function (GO): RNA methyltransferase activity; snRNA binding; O-methyltransferase activity
Source: RefSeq, a predicted model, not a curated record